Messenger RNA from Aspergillus saccharolyticus JOP 1030-1, 1587 nucleotides. Its product is annotated as glycosyl hydrolase family 43 protein. The transcript is spliced from 12 exons. Gene Ontology annotation, biological process: carbohydrate metabolic process. Bases 15 to 1379 code for a protein of 454 amino acids. NCBI's taxonomy places the organism in Eukaryota, Fungi, Ascomycota, Eurotiomycetes, Eurotiales, Aspergillaceae. The record is from RefSeq and is a predicted model, not a curated record. Gene Ontology annotation, molecular function: hydrolase activity, hydrolyzing O-glycosyl compounds.
CCCCAGCCGCCCUCAUGUCACCCUCAACCUCAAUCUCACGCUUCGUCGCGCUCCUCGUCCAGCUGCUGCCCCUUGCGCCGGCCGUGUCCGCUUCACUGGAUAUCGUCCCCGGCGCGACGUGGACGGCGGCGGGAACGAACAAGCAUAUCCAGGCUCAUGGCACCGGGCUUUUCGAGACAGACGGGGUGUAUUACAUAAUCGGGGAGAAUCACACCGCCGGCGCGAGCUUCCAGUCCAUUAAUUGCUACUCCAGCACGAAUCUUCUGGACUGGACCUUUGAGAAUGAACUCCUGACUCUGCAGAGCUCGGGCGACCUCGGACCCAGCCGCAUCGUUGAACGGCCCAAGGUCAUCUACAACGACAACACCAAGCAGUAUGUGAUGUGGAUGCAUAUCGACGACUCGAGCUACGCGGAGGCGCGGGCGGGCGUGGCAACGAGCGCCAGUGUCUGUGGGGACUAUACUUAUCUGAAUGCCUCGCAGCCGCUUGGUUUCCAGUCUCGGGAUUUGGGGCUUUUUAAAGAUACCGAUGGGACCGGCUACCUCCUGACUGAAGACAGGGAGAAUGGUCUGCGCAUCGAUCGCCUGUCGGCCGAUUACCUGACCGUGGAAAGCAACGUUCAUCUUUUCACCGCGGACUACGAAGCGCCCGCCGUGUAUAAGACCGGCGAUACGUACUUCAUGUUCGCCAGUCAGCUGACAGGGUGGAGCGCAAAUGAUAACAAGUACACUACCGCUACGAACCUAUCCGGACCAUGGUCCGACUGGGCGGACUUUGCACCGGCGGGCUCAGACACCUACGACUCGCAGACAAGCUUCGUCGCCGACAUCAACGGACUGGUGAUGUACAUGGGCGACCGCUGGGUCUCCACCGACCUCGCCGCGUCCACCUACAUCUGGCUCCCGUUGACCAUCUCCGGCACGACCGCCUCGCUCACCACCUCCUCCCCCUGGACUCCCUCCGUCGCCGACGGCACCUGGACCCCAGUCUCCGCCACCACAACCUACGGCUCCAAAUCCAACGGCACCCUCUCCGGCUCCGCCGUCUCCCUCUCCUGCUCCGGCUGCAGCGCCGAGAUCGUCGGGUAUCUCGGCGGACCCGACAACGGAACCCUGACGUUCAGCGAGGUGGCAUUCUCGUCGGCGGGGGAGAAUACCGUGCAGAUCUCCUACGGGAAUGGGGAUAGUACCCAGCGGUACUGUGCGGUGAGUGUCAACGGGGUGACGCAUGUUGUGGCGUUUUUGCCCUCGGGGGGGCCGCAGUCGCUGAGCACGAGUGUGUUGAAUGCGGUGGUGAACGAGGGGGCGAACAAUGUGAUUAGUUUUGGGGCGUUUGAGGGGGGGUAUUGUCCGGAUAUUGCGGGAAUAGUGAUUUCGUAGGGGUGUGUUGCUGGGUUUUUGGGUUUCUUGGGGCUAUCUAGGAUGGUUGGGAUGUUGUCUGCUUCUAGGGCUUUCAUGAUUGCUCAUGGUGGACUAGGUAUGCAGAGGCACGAAUGAAGAUUUCCACCCCGACGGAAGAAUUAGGGUUUGAGGCGAAAACACCCUCUACUACGCCAUAAGGGGGGGAUGGGCAGGAAAGAGUGUUGAC